Messenger RNA from Salvelinus sp. IW2-2015, 3500 nucleotides. Its product is annotated as sorting nexin-33-like. The record is from RefSeq and is a predicted model, not a curated record. Lineage: Eukaryota; Metazoa; Chordata; Actinopteri; Salmoniformes; Salmonidae. Gene Ontology annotation, cellular component: cytoplasmic vesicle; plasma membrane. Gene Ontology annotation, biological process: endocytosis; protein transport; mitotic cell cycle. Gene Ontology annotation, molecular function: protein binding; phosphatidylinositol binding.
UACUAAAAAGAUGGACAAGAUUCUUGGCAGAGUAUAGAAAACAACCCAGGACAGUUGUGUAAUUGAGUUGUAAACAUACCCAGCUUUAUACUGCACUAGUUGUUUUUUAAGAGAGUAGAUAUAGCACUAAGGUUAUUAUCAUGUUAUAGUGCAUGAGCACAUUCGAAAUUAGUAGUUUGUAUCAGUAUUAGUGUCAUUUGACACUGUCAUUCGAGUCACUCUUUCGCUCCUUCUCUUAUUGAUUUGUUGGGUGACUAGAGUUGAGAUUAGAUGAAAUAGUAGUGCUAUGGUUCAGCUAUUCAGAGAUCACCUAUUUGCACAACAUGUGUUAACAAGUUGUGCUCAAGGGUAGCAGGGUCACAAUGAUUUUAGGCAGUGUGCAUAUGAUAGUCAGCUGAUUUGAUGUCAUAAGUGAGUCAGAAUGUCGAUGAAAGGCAAGGCACUCUUCACUUUCCAAAGUGAAAACAAAGAGGAGAUCAGCAUACAGGAGAAUGAAGAACUGGUUAUCUUUGACAAUAACUCUGUGGAUGGAUGGUUACAAGGGGAGAACAGUAAAGGACAGAAAGGUCUCUUCCCGGCCUCUUAUGUGGAAGUAAUCCGCCCUCGUUCCAACUCCAACCUGACAGACUGCUCCAUAAGCCCGGUGGGUUCUCCCGGCAAUGGCUCCUCAUAUUUCCCCUCUACAGCAAACGCGCCCUUUCACAUGCAACAGGGUUACUAUCACGAUGACGAUGAUGACUGGGAUGAUUGGGAUGACAGUUCCACAGUGGUGGACGACGAUGGCCCCAGUGGCACAAAUGGACAUUCCCAUCAGAGCCCCCACUCCAACAACCCCAAUGUCCACAAUUGUGCCAAACCUUACAUGGAGAGGCAGGACAGCAUCUCCAGCUCGCGGAAGGGCAGUAUGGUAGGCAGGAACUUGAACCGAUUCUCCAGCUUUGUCCGCUCAGGGGUGGAAGCGUUUGUGUUGGGCGAUGUGCCCAUGAACGCUAAGAUAGCCGAGUCAUACACCAUUGCGAUGGGCCCCAAAGGGCCUCAAUGGAAAGAGAGCCCUACACCUUUCUCUUGCUCCAUCGAGGACCCCACCAAGCAGACCAAGUUCAAAGGCAUCAAGACCUACAUAUCUUACCGGGUGACCCCGAGCCACAAUGCGAGGCCUGUGUACCGGCGUUACAAGCACUUUGACUGGUUGUACAAUCGUCUACUGCACAAGUUCACCAUCAUCUCCGUACCCCACCUGCCUGAGAAACAGGCAACGGGGCGCUUCGGGGAAGAUUUCAUUGAGAAGCGCAAGAGGCGGCUGAUUCUCUGGAUGGACCACAUGACCAGCCAUCCGGUCCUGUCGCAGUACGAGGGCUUUGAGCACUUCCUGAUGUGUGCUGAUGACAAGCAGUGGAAGCUGGGAAAACGGCGGGCGGAGAAGGACGAGAUGAUGGGCGCCAACUUCAUGCUUACCUUCCAGAUCCCCAACGAGCACCAGGACCUGCAGGACGUGGAGGAACGUGUGGACUCCUUCAAGGCCUUCGCCAAGAAAAUGGACGACAGCGUCAUGCAGCUGACGCACGUGGCCUCGGAACUGGUGCGGAAGCACCUCGGAGGCUUCCGGAAGGAGUUCCAGCGUCUGGGGAACGCUUUCCAGAACGUCAGUCAGGCGUUCAUGCUGGACCCUCCCCACUGCUCGGAAGCCCUCAACACCGCCAUCUCCCACACGGGACGCACAUACGAGAACAUUGGUGAAAUGUUUGCCGAGCAACCUAAUUAUGACCUCUUCCACAUGCUGGACAAACUGUCGCUCUACCAGGGCCUACUCGCCAACUUCCCGGACAUCAUUCAUCUACAGAAAGGUGCGUUCGCCAAGGUCAAAGAGAGUCAGCGGAUGAGCGACGAAGGAAAGAUGGACCAGGACGAGACGGACGGAGUGCGUAAACGCUGCCGGACAGUGGGAUUUGCCCUGCAGGCCGAGAUGAACCACUUCCACCAGCGCCGCGAGGUGGACUUCAAGGAAAUGAUGCAGGCCUACCUCAAACAGCAGAUCGCCUUCUACCAGCGUGUGGGCCAACAGCUGGAGCGUACCCUGCACAUUUAUGACAACCUGUAGAGGCUGGGCCUGUCAUCAUUCCAAACGUUAUCCUUCUGAUCCAAAAUGGCCGCCCAGUUCAACAGGGCCUCCCCAGGGGUUGCCAAAAAUCCUAGUGGAAACAGAGACAUGACUGUAGUUGGGAAAGUGUAUCACUUUGUUCUCUUUUUUUCAUGGUGGACCAUGAUAGUCACACAAACCCUGGCUUGAAAGAAGAGAGGGGUUGCUGAGGUUGCUGCCUUAGAAAGUUGACUUUCUGCUUAUUUUGGCCUGAAUAGACAGAAAGAGGGAAUGUACUUGAAGCACUUGUGCACUUCACGUAAUAGUCACUUUCCAGGCUGAAUUUCAAAGUCGAAAUUGUUGGUUGCAAGGGACUUACACCAUUGUAUUUUUCAUAAUUCCACCAAUUUUGCAAUGUUUUGACCAAAAUGUUAAUUUUUUUAUUUUAUAUGUUAGCAACCAAUCUUAAUGUGUUAAAUCAUUGGUGGCAUUUAAUCAUUCUUUGUAGAGGGUCAAAGAUAGGCAUGUGUAGCCUUAAUGCUUAGACAAUUCCCUGUAGAUGAUAGAAACUGAACUCCUUUAGUGUAAUGUAUGAUAGCCAUGUCAGAAUAAGGGCUCGACUGCUCAGGUGUUCAGUGCAAACAUGUUACAUUCAUGUAUUUUCUUGAAUUAGCUCUCCAUACAAGCCAAGUUCUAAGAGGCAGCAGCUGCACUAAGAUUAAGAUCCUGUCCUUAAGAUCCUGUCCUGUGGUCCCUGUCAGUGCCUUAAGGAACCAAGCAUUUUAGUGUGAUUUUCUAAACAAAUGUCUUCACCUGCCUGUUUUCCAUUUGAGGAGAAACAGGCCCUUGGACUCAGUAGUCGAGUUUGCACAGGGGGUUUGCUUGUUCUUUCUGUUGCAAAAAACAUUUGAAGUUGGAAGUACUUAAUGUAAGAGGUACUGCAUGUUGGUUCCAACCUUAAAAGUAACAAUGGGAAAUGCUUUUGUCUGGAUAAGGAUAUUUCUGUGCAUCCGCCAGAAACUCUAAAUGGGAAGAUGGGAAACUCCUUUCAUUUCGUAUUACUUUAUUCCUCUUUCAUUUACAAAUCUCGUGACGUGACUAUGAGACAUGGCUGUAUCUAAGUGGAUUUGUAUUUAUCUGAGCCUGCUAGCUAGCUACAUUUAACUACUACAAACUAAUUUAAAUCACAAUAUAUAAAGGUUAACUUACUUGUUUUUUGCUGUCCAUUGGCAGCACAAGUGGAGCAUUUGACUUGCGAACUCAUCACCUGAUCAGCGUCUCGUCAGCAAUAUUAAAAAAGUACUUCCGGGUCCCCCAUGUAAUAGUACAAAAGUGUCAAUAACCAUUCAUGAUAUACAGUGCCAGUCAAAAGUUUGGACACACCUACUCACAGUUUUUCUUUAUUUUUACACCUUUUUUUUUU